UCGCUAUAAAAAGAGUGAAAACAAGCCAAAGUCCAGCACUGUAACUUGUGUCCGUAAUAACUUCUCAACAUAAACAAUGAACAUGAAGACGAUACUUUUGCUCUUGGCAUUUUGUGCAUCCACGGUUUACUGUGGCGUUGUAGAUACUACAAGUUGCGGUGGAACUGGGACAUGGCGAGAAUUACGAAUUGAUACUUGUCAAGGUGAAUUAUGCGAGAUGGUCCCGGGUACGCCAUACAGUGUGGAAGCAGACUUCAUCCCAAGCGCAGCUAGUCCUGAACUUUGCCUCAACGUUACCGCAAUCCAUCUUGGAUUUGAUAUCCCAAUUAUUAGCACCGAAUUGCCAGGGUCUUCAGUCCAACCUGGUCAGCUCUACACCAUCCGAUACACUAUCACCCCGAAUGAUUCCUUGAAAGGGUUCACCGUACCGAUUACGUCCACAGUUGGGAGGUGCUUCAAUUCUGCAUUUGUCGAGAUGUGCAGGUCCAUCAGGGUUAGAAUUUUGUAAAUUUUCAGCUAACACAUAUAGAUAAAUGUUAUAAAUAUAUUUCCAUACAGUACAAAACAAACAUUGUUCAUAAAAUAAAAGUCCUCGAAAUCCAUA
Molecule: messenger RNA, 604 nt
Organism: Folsomia candida
Lineage: Eukaryota; Metazoa; Arthropoda; Collembola; Entomobryomorpha; Isotomidae
Exons: 3
Coding region: 77-508 (143 amino acids)
Source: RefSeq, a predicted model, not a curated record